GAACGAUGCCUCUUAAGGCAGUGAAAAAUUGUGUAAUCCUAAAUUACAAUACGGAGUACCGUUUUAUUAAGUGAUUGCUUAAUAAGAGAGGAUAUCUGAUGUCAACAUGUCUAAAAUUUGAAAGUGUGUCAGGAGGUUGAACUGUUAAAGAAAAAAAACAAAAUCAAAACAAAAAAAAAAAAAGAAAUAUAUAAAAGGAAACUUACACUUUCCAAAAGAUAAAAAAAUAUUAUUACAUAGAAAAUAGAGAUCAUCGGGAUAUACAUAUAUAUUUAUUAAUGAAAUAUAAAGGCUUAACAAAUCGAUGAAGUCAUCGAUUAUUGAUACACGAUAAUCAUAUAAUUUCUUUAUAAUUAAUAUUAGACCGAAACGAUUUGCGUUAAGAAAUAAUAUUAGGAAUGUUUUUGGUAAUGAUGUGACCACGUAUGACGCCGUCUCGAACGUCAUGAUAUUUCUGCGCAUGCGCGUCGAACCUGUUCAUUACAUCUGGCAUCACUGUAGAGUACAGUAGACAUACAUAGGCGUACACCCGUAGAUCGGCGUCCAUUUCGUUUGUAUGAUGGUAGAUCACAAAGAACGGGAUUUUUAUUCUCAAAUGGAUCCGCGAUCAAAGAACGAUGACCCGCCUAAUUCGCGUUUAUUCGUUAUUUGUCACAAGUCUCUCGAGGAAGAUGACAUACGGAAAGCCUUUGAGAAGUUCGGCAAAAUCGAGGAUAUCUGGGUCGUUAAAGAUCGAAAUACUGGCGAGAAUAAAGGGGUUACGUAUAUCAAAUUUUCCAAGACGUCAGAAGCUGCAUUUGCGUUGGAGGAAAUGAAUGGGAAAAUGCUGGGCAUGGUUGGAAGACCUAUCAAAGUGAUGAUCGCUUCAAAUCGUGAUCAAGGAUCUGUGAGAGAAACGAAUGAAGAGGAAAGAUGGGUCAGGUUGUUCUGUGUACUACCAAAGUCAAUGACCGAUAGUGAAUUACAACAAGAAUUUUCUAAGUUCGGUCAAAUAGAAUAUGCGACGGUAGUUAAAGAUCGUAAUACAAAUGAAUCUAAAGGUUUUGGUUAUGUCAAAUUUAAAAAAGUAUCCAGUGCAGCGAAAGCGUUUGAAGAAUGCGAUAGGAAAUAUAAAGCAGUGUUUGCAGAACCAAAGAAACCGAAGCCUGAAAAUAUGGAUUCUAAAUACAAUAAUGGCUCUUCUAUGUCUUACGAUAGUCUUGGUCAUACUUCUGCAAAUUUUGGAAAAAGCAGCAUCAGUCUAGAUAUAGCUACAAAUUAUCCAAAUCCUGAAGGUUAUACUCAAUUACAAGUCAUUGCGCAUCCAGCUUUAAAUCAAGACCAGUUGUGGAAAUUAUUUGAUAUAGUUCCUGGUAUGGAUUAUUGUCAUUUAAAAACGGAUGCAAGAUACAGGAUGCCAAGAGGACAAGCCAUUGUGGUGUAUUCAAAUCCAAACGCAGCAGCAUAUGCUAGGGAAAAAUUUCAUGGUUUUGAAUAUCCUCCAGGUCAUAGAAUGAUAGUUAAACCAGAUACAAGUAAUAUGUCAUCCAAAGGUUCAUCAAAACCUAGCUCUAAUUCAGCUGUACCGGCAAGGACAGAUUUAGCACAUUUAGCUGAAACUAUUGCUCAAGCUACGUCGCUGAUUCAAGCAGCAGGACUAACAGCACCAAGCUUAGAACAGACAAUGUGCAUCAAAUUACCACCUGUGCAACCAAUGGCGAAUGUGGAUGCAGAGGUAGCCAAACGAUGUUUCAUCGUAUGUGGUCCACCCGUACCACCUAUAUAUGCUAUGAAAGAUGCAUUUUGUAGGUUUGGUAAUUUAAUAGAUGUAUAUAUGCUUCCGGGAAAAAAUUGUGGUUACGCCAAAUAUGCCACCAUUGCGAGUGCAGACGAAGCUAUUGAGGUUCUACAUGGGCAAGAAAUAUGUGGUUCUCGUCUUAAAGUAUUGGAGGCAGAGGAACGAAGCGUUGGUGAAGAUCGUAGAAAACGAUUAAGAGUUGAUGAAGACGAACGUUAAGCUUAUUGUGUACUGUACUGACUGGUAUACACAAGCUGGACGCACGCAACGAAAGAGACGAAUUUUAAGACUCACUUGACCACGUUGGGCCUGCAUCCAAGGAAACAACAACUAUCUACUUUAAUAAUUGAUUACGUUCGCAGCUACAUUACUAAAACUUCACUAUUGCUUUACUUUAUCCUUACAUAUCGUUACACAUACAUUUCCCAUUUCUAUUUUCUUAUUUCGACAGGCCUUUGCGAAAAAAAAAAAAAAAAGAAAACAAACAAUUUUGUUCCGAAGCUAUUAAUAAAUUUUAUUGCAUCGAUAUUUUUGCCCAUAUAAAGUGCAGGCAGCAUAGUGUGUAGACGUAAAUAUAUUUCGAUUGUAAA
This is a messenger RNA of Vespula pensylvanica (western yellowjacket), 2367 nucleotides long. RefSeq names its product RNA-binding protein 45. Lineage: Eukaryota; Metazoa; Arthropoda; Insecta; Hymenoptera; Vespidae. The transcript has 6 exons. The coding region runs from base 557 to 1996 and encodes 479 amino acids. The record is from RefSeq and is a predicted model, not a curated record. Gene Ontology annotation, molecular function: RNA binding.